Darwinula stevensoni is the source of this 378-nucleotide messenger RNA. Lineage: Eukaryota; Metazoa; Arthropoda; Ostracoda; Podocopida; Darwinulidae. The record is from the annotation of a GenBank genome assembly.
GGUUUCCACGAGGCGGUGGGGGAUGUGAUCGCGCAAUCGGUCGUGACUCCGAAGCACAUGGUCAAGAUCGGCCUCCUGCCAGAGUCAGCACAGAAGGAGGACUCGGAGGUAGACUUGAACUUCCUCAUGUCUCAGGCCUUGUCCAAGGUGGCCUUUCUCCCGUACGGAUACCUCAUAGAUGUCUGGAGGUGGAAUGUCUUCCGGGGCAAUAUCUCUUCCAACUACUACAACUGCGAGUGGUGGAAACUAAGGUCAGAGGUGCAAGGAGUUCAGCCUCCGAACAUCCGAAGCGAAGAGCACUUCGAUCCAGGCGCCAAAUAUCACAUCCCUGCGAAUGUUCCUUACAUAAGGUAACCUAAGCAGACCCAUACCAACAGU